Molecule: messenger RNA, 465 nt
Organism: Saccharomycodes ludwigii
Lineage: Eukaryota; Fungi; Ascomycota; Saccharomycetes; Saccharomycodales; Saccharomycodaceae
Gene: SRB6
Product: Srb6p
Exons: 1
Coding region: 1-465 (154 amino acids)
Biological process (GO): regulation of transcription by RNA polymerase II
Cellular component (GO): mediator complex
Molecular function (GO): transcription coregulator activity
Source: RefSeq, a predicted model, not a curated record
AUGGAAACAUCCACAUAUCUAGAUAAAGUUAAUAAAAUAGGUGAAAAUUUAAUGGUUGCAUUGGAGAAUAUAAUAAAAUAUUCAAACCUAUCAACUACAUUAUCUGGUGCUAAGGAGGAAGAUGCAGAGGAAAAAGGAGAAAGUGAUGAUGAAGAAAAAAACCAACACGAUGAAGAUUUCAAUGAUACUGAUGAGAACUUGAUUGUAGACUCUACUGAUGGUUUAAUAGCAAUUAAUGAGUAUACUAUGCAGUUAAUAACAGGUGUACAAGAAUUAUUGUUGAUUAGUAGAAAUAUAAGAGAAAGAUGGAUCCUUGGAAGUCAAGAACAACAACUGGUGAGUGAUACUGGUCUCAGCAAUAUAACUGAAAAUGAGAGCAACCCCAAUUCUGUUAAUGAGCUUGAUAUAUUAAACAAAAAAUCAGCAUUAUUGUUGAAAGCGGUUGACGAACUUAUAAGAUAUUAA